This is a messenger RNA of Lotus japonicus, 594 nucleotides long. RefSeq names its product F-box protein At4g00893-like. NCBI's taxonomy places the organism in Eukaryota, Viridiplantae, Streptophyta, Magnoliopsida, Fabales, Fabaceae. The transcript has a single exon. Gene Ontology annotation, molecular function: protein binding. Bases 1 to 594 code for a protein of 197 amino acids. The record is from RefSeq and is a predicted model, not a curated record.
AUGUCAAAGGUUGAAGGUUGGUCAAAUCUUCCCUACGACGUGCUUUUACACAUUAUUGAUGGUUUGGGACUGAAGGAGUUGCAGAGCCUUCGUGGUGUUUGCAAAGACUGGCGCGAUCUGGUUUCAAAAACUUUAGUGGAAAAAAUUGAAUCUUUUGGAAGUGAUCCUCGGUUUCUUGUCUAUGAUUAUGAUAGGGAAGCUGGUUCCAAGUGUUUCAUGCUAAGGUACGAGUAUUACUUGUUAGGGUCCCUGAUUCGCAUGAACGACAAUGUUAAGAUCAGCCUCACCAUCCCAGAACUUGAUGGGGCAACUUGUCUUGAAUCUUGUGGAGGAGGGCUACUAGUCUUUCGCGGCGGUUCAAUGUUCUUUUUCUGCCCCUUUUCCAUAGCAAAAAUAGAUCUCCCAAGGUGUCCAGCUUUCACAGAACUAGAACUAUCUAGCGGCUAUGUUGCAGCAGCAGCAUUUUCAGCCCCUCCCACUAGUCAGAAUUGCAUUGUUGUUGUGAUUACACACUGGAGUAAUGAUGAAUUACAACUGCAAUUGAUUUCCCGGGGACAUGACACAUGGGCUAAGUACAAGUUUUAUGGUGCAUAA